Ochlerotatus camptorhynchus is the source of this 921-nucleotide messenger RNA. RefSeq lists its product as uncharacterized. NCBI's taxonomy places the organism in Eukaryota, Metazoa, Arthropoda, Insecta, Diptera, Culicidae. The record is from RefSeq and is a predicted model, not a curated record. Gene Ontology annotation, molecular function: zinc ion binding; nucleic acid binding. The annotation marks the transcript as partial. The transcript has 3 exons.
AUGUUUGUUGUUUAUUCCUUGAACCGGUGGUGGCAGGAGGAUGAUGAUGAUGAAAAUAACGAUGAUACUCGCCGGCGGCAGGAAGAACGACUGGGCAGACCAAAUAUACGUAUUGCGCAGAUUGUAUCCCGAGCGGUGCACCGACUGCAGCAGCAGCAGCGGGAGCAACGGAAAACCGGAUUUCUUGUUUAUUGGUUGCUUUUUGUACCUGCAUCUUCUUUUAUUGACCCGGGCGGUGCGUUGCUAAAGUCGUCCGCUACGAGGUGGACACACUUGGGUAAGCUCGGAUCGGUUGUGUUUUCACUACAAAUUGGACGUCGGGGUGAAUGCCGUGUAUUGGCUGAAACCUUGGACGGAUUUAAAUGUCUUCUCAAGUAUCUUACUGAGAAGAAGCACAAAUUUUUUACUUACGACACCAAAACUGAACGUGUGUUCAAGGUUGUCAUGAAAGGACUGCCCAGUGGUGAAUCCCUGGAUCAGAUCAAAGAUGAAUUGGCAAAAUUACUUGGAGUUGUGCCACUCCAAGUAAUCAAAAUGAAAAUGAAAUCCCGUCCUGGCGAUUCGCGCAACGGGAUUUCUAAUGAUUUUUAUUUAGUUCACUUCAAGUCUAGUGAACUAAACAACCUUAAGGCCUUAGAAAAAGCUAGCCUUAUGCUCCAUGUCCGAGUGAAGUGGGAACACUUCAGGAAGACUGGAGGAAAUUUCCAAAACCUCACCCAGUGCCGUAAGUGCCAGGGAUGGGGUCACGGAACUAAAAAUUGCUACAUGCCAGCUAAAUGCAUGAAUUGUGGUGAUUCCUCUCACGCAAAGGACGACUGUCCUGUGAAGGAAGAUCCUAAGAAAUUUAAAUGUUCAAAUUGUGGUGAAAACCACAAAUCCAAUUUUUGGGAAUGUAAGACUCGCAAAGCGAUCCUACAAUCU